Molecule: messenger RNA, 411 nt
Organism: Aphanomyces invadans
Lineage: Eukaryota; Oomycota; Saprolegniomycetes; Saprolegniales; Verrucalvaceae
Exons: 3
Coding region: 1-411 (136 amino acids)
Source: RefSeq, a predicted model, not a curated record
AUGGUGCAGUAUGCGAUCGCGGGGUGCGUCGACCAGUCGGACUACACGGUGUGCGAGCGUCUACUUGAUAUCAUGGCGGCAGCCCUUCCCGACAUCACGGUCGACAAGGAGCCCGUGCGCAGCGACACGUGGCGCACUCGCGUGCUCGAACUGGCCCAGCUCCACGGCUUUACAUCGAUCGGCGACCGGGAUUGGAAAAUUGCCCAAGUCAUGGUCUGGCGCGUCGGUCGGCUCGUUGCGCAUCGUGCCGAAGAGUUUGCGCUGUACGUGGCGGAUACGUACGGACUCGCGCUUGAUCUGGAUCAAGGGCAAGUGGAAGCGUACACGCAGGCGAACACUCGGGCUCUGCUCGGCGUCCAGCCGCCAUCCGGGCCACACGACGUCGCCAUAGCUGAGGAGUUAGCAGAGUAG